This is a messenger RNA of Mixia osmundae IAM 14324, 1695 nucleotides long. RefSeq lists its product as uncharacterized. Gene Ontology annotation, molecular function: transmembrane transporter activity. The transcript has 3 exons. The record is from RefSeq and is a predicted model, not a curated record. Gene Ontology annotation, cellular component: membrane. The coding region runs from base 1 to 1695 and encodes 564 amino acids. Lineage: Eukaryota; Fungi; Basidiomycota; Mixiomycetes; Mixiales; Mixiaceae. Gene Ontology annotation, biological process: transmembrane transport.
AUGGACACGCUCUCCCACUCCCGCUCGCCUUCGCUCGAGCAGCCAUCGCCCACCAGUCCGAUAGACAAGCAGACUUCUAUCGACAAGCCAGACAAUGACCAGCAGCAGUCCAAGACAGGAGCAGUCCAGGUGGGCACCUAUGACGCAACGAGCGCGAAUGGCAUCCCUCUCACGACUUAUGAGCGCAAGGCCCUUCUCAUCAACAAGGAGCUCGACAUCAUCGGCAUGGGACGCUAUCAGUGGUGCCUCUUCUUCCUCUGCGGGAUGGGCUACUUCCUCGAUCUGCUCUGGGCUCAAGCAUUCGGCCUGCUCGCCUCGCCUCUUUCGAUCGAACUCAACGUCCAAGAGACCAUUGGCAAUAUCUUUACCGCUUUCAGCGUCGGUCUCACCGUUGGCGCUCUCUUCUGGGGUCUGGCAGCAGAUGUGCUCGGCAGGCGCCUGUGCUUCAAUCUCACCUGCCUCAUUGCAGGCAUAUUCGGUACCAUCUUUGGCGCGAUCAGUAAUUUUGACGGCCUCCUCUUCAUCACUGCCGUCAUCGGGCUGGGUAUAGGCGGCAACAUCCCCCUCGACAGCUUGCUUGUGCUCGAGUUCAUCCCCAACAACCGGAGAAUACUGCUCGCUCUCUUGUCGCUCUUUCAGCCGCUGGGCGUUGUCGUUUCUUGCGCCAUAGCAUACGGUCUCAUCCCGCCCUUCUCUUGCGAUGCAUCUCUGCCAGCUUGCGGACUCGGGCAAGAGCCAUGCUGCACCAAGGCCUCGAAUUAUGGCUGGCGAUAUAUGACAUAUACGCUCGGAGGAAUCACGAUCAUCGUCUUCAUAUUGCGAUUUGUGGUCUUUGAUCUGCAAGAAUCGCCGAAAUUCCUCCUCGCGCAAGGUCGGGAGGCAGAAGCGAUCGCCGUGCUCGAACAUAUUGCGCAUUUCAACAAGCGGCCAUCACCUGAGCUCACUCUCGAAGAUUUCGAUAGGAUCACCAACGAGAGCACGGAAGCGACAGCAACAGAUGAAGACUCGGGCAAAUUCAGACGUCCACUCACAAAGGCGGAAGCAACUCGGAAAGUCGUACGCAAUAUGCUCGGCCGAUUCAAGCAUCUCAAGGGCAUCUUUGCCAAUCGAUUCCUCUCGCUGACAUUCGUUCUGCUCGCCAUUGGCUUCAUGGCCGAAUUCUGGGCAUUCAAUAUCGCCGGCGGAUUCUUGCCGCUCAUAUUGCGUAACAAGGGUAUCGCCGCAGAUGUGUCGAUUUAUACGACAUAUCAGCAUUACUUGAUCAUCUAUGGGGCUGGAGGAGUACCUGGCGUACUGUUAGGCGCUUUUCUGCUUCAAUUGCCUCUCAUCGGGCGCAAAUGGGGCAUGGUCAUUUCCGCCGCCCUCAUGGCUGUCUCGCUGUUCCUCUUCACGGUCAUCAAUUCCCAAGCAGGAAAUGUGGUCUUCAACUUGCUGGAGUAUCUCUUCCAAUCAGCGCUUAAUGCGAUCCUAUACGCCUUUGUACCGGAGAUCUUCCCCGCUCAAGUACGAGGCUCCGCUUCGGGUAUGCUGUCUACGCUCGGUCGACUAUCGGGCAUCAUCGCGCCCAUUGCUGCGACCCAGACGUACAAGUCAUCUACCGAUGGCGUUCUCUACCUAGCCGGCGGCGGUGCGCUCGUCGCCAUGGUCGCAUUUGCUCUCUUGCCGUUCGAGACACGAGGCAGACAGACUUAUUAG